GCUCCAUAAUCUACAAACUUGACUUGGUUCAAGCGACAGCGUUUCAAUAAUUUAGAAAUAUUCUGUUUUGGCUUUGGCGGAAACAGAGAACUGAUAGGAGUCGGCGACGGUGGAGAUGGAGGCGGUGGCGGCGGCGAAGAGCAAGAGAGAGGUGGAGAGCAAAGUGAUGGAGAAGGUCGGCGAAGUGAUAAGGGAAAUAGAAAGAGCAAAGCACGUCGAGCAAGUGAUUUGCGCUCUUCACUCUUUAGCUGUUCUUCUCUUCCCCAUCGAUUCCUCUCUUCUCUCAGGGAGCAUUGACGAGCAUUAUAAAGACCAGGUUAUUAUUGCAAAAGUUCAUGCUGCAAAUGAAAGGGAUGAUUGGUGGAGGGCAUUUUAUCAAGGAGCUGCUUUUCCAACACUGGCUCGUGUUUUGUUGCUUGAUGUUGCUUCCAAUUGGCUCACAUGUUUCCCUCUUUCAGCAAAGAAACAUAUCUAUGAUGUUUUCUUUGUCAAUGGACUUUCAACUGAAGUUGUACAGGUUUUGGUUCCUCACCUACAGCUGACCAGCAGUGAUGUUUUCGAUGUUGAUGUUGUUCAGUCAAAUGUAGAAAGGUUGCUUGUUCUUUGCCUUCUCGACAAUGAUGGGGUGUUUAAAAUGGCUUUGGACUUAGCUGUUUCACCCCAUUCAGAAGAUACUAUAAAUGAAAGGCUCAAGUCAGUUGUGUCUAGGGUAGCACAUAUCGUAACAUGUAUUCCCGACAAAGCACGAUUGAGAGCCCCGCCUUUACUUUCAUCACAUUUGUUUUUCAAGCAGAUCACUAUUCAACUUCUGAUUGGCUUGGUAGAAAGGCAGGCCAUCACUGAUAAAAGUGAGAUGGAUGUUAACCUUUCAUUUCUUGGAGAAAUAUUUUCCCGCAUCGUUCGACGUGGAUCUUCAGAUGUGCUGUUAAGUGAAGUAACUCCCCAGGUUCUCAGACAUGUUCGAAGUUGCUUAUCUUCAAACACUGAUGUAGUUGACACUGAUGUAUUUGAGUCAAACCCUGAAUCUCAAUUUUGGUUAAAGAUAAUGGAAGCAAUAACAGAUUCCUACACUGUUGAAAGAAUUGCAGAACAGCUUUUGCGUCAGCUUGCAACUGAGCAUGCAAGUGAUAUUGAAGCUUUCUGGGUUCUUUGGAUAUUGUUUCAUCAGUUACUAAAAUCUCAGUCAUCAGUCAGGUCCAUGUUUGUUGACAAGUUUUUACUGUGGAAAGUAUUUCCUGUUUGUUGCCUGCAGUGGAUCUUGCAAUUUGCUGUUCUUGAAUGUUCACCCAUUAAAGAUUCGUGGACUAAAGGUCACGAAGCCACCAAUGGUCUCUUAGACAUAGUGCAACGCCUGGCUGCCGUAUGGUCAAAAAGGGACUUUGUACAAUCAGCCCCACUAGAGCAGCAAGCUUAUAUAACUGCUGCUUUAGGCCUUUGUCUGGAGAAGAUGUCCAAAGAGGAACUAGAUAAAACAAAGGAUGCAAUGCACUCAAUUCUUCAAGGAGUCAGCUGUAGGCUGGAGAGCCCUGCAGACCUAGUGCGAAAAAUGGCUAGCACUAUCGCUUUAGUGUUCUCUAAAGUAGUUGAUCCAAAAAAUCCUCUAUAUCUUGAUGACAGCUGCAAUGGGGAGACCAUUGACUGGGAAUUCGGAUUAACCACCUCUGAGAAAGGGAGCUUGUCAGUCUCAAAUGCAGAAAAACAAAUUGAUGAAACAGGGACGUCAACCAGCGCCACUUUAAGUAAAGACUUAGCACGUGCAGCUGAUGGUGGGAAAGGAAGUGGGGUGAAGAGUAAAAGCAAGAAAUCCUCAGAGUUCAGUUUGGUUGAUCCAGAUGAGAUUAUUGAUCCAGCUACUCUAAAUUAUGAAUCGGUCUCUGAUGAAAAUGAUGAUGAUGAUGCGAGUGAGAAUUCUGAUUCAUGUGACUCCUCUUUGCAGCCAUACGACUUGACAGAUGAUGACACAGAUUUAAAAAGAAAAAUUUCACAGCUGGUUGAUGUGCUUGGAGCCUUAAGGAAAUCUGAUGAUGCUGAUGGGGUGGAGAGGGCUCUAGAUGUUGCUGAAAGUCUUGUACGAGCAUCACCUGAUGAACUAACACAUUUAGCAGGUGAUCUUGUUCGAACUCUUGUACAGGUUCGUUGCUCUGAUGUAGCUGUAGAAGGCGAGGAAGAAUCGGCUGAAGAGAAGCGGCAAAGAGCUUUGAUAGCAUUGGUUGUCACACGUCCAUUUGAAUCUCUUGAUACCCUAAACAAACUAUUAUAUUCACCGAAUGUAGAUGUUUGUCAACGCAUAAUGAUACUUGAUGUCAUGACUCUGGCAGCAGAGGAGCUUGCUAAUGCUAAAACUAUGAAACCUAAACAUCAAAAAGGGCCCCUCAUAUCAACCAUUUCAGAACCUCAACCCUGGUUCUUGCCUAGCAAUACAGGGCCUCCUGGCGCUGGAUCAUGGAAAGAGGUCUCAGAUACGGGAACCCUUCUGAACUGGUCGAUCCGAAAUGAAAGAGAACUUCCACUAAAACCCGGUCAGGUCAAGAGAGGAAAGACUCGCCGGUGGAACCUUAGAUCAGGAAAUAUACAAGAAAGCCAAACUGAAUGGUCUCAGAAUAAGUUUCCUCUCUAUGCGGCAGCAUUUAUGCUUCCAGCUAUGCAGGGAUUUGAUAAGAAAAGACAUGGUGUUGACUUGCUUGGUCAAGACUUUAUUGUCCUUGGAAAACUCAUCUAUAUGCUUGGUGUUUGCAUGAAAUGUGCUUCCAUGCAUCCCGAAGCAUCUGCAUUGGCUCCUCUUCUUCUUGAUAUGUUAAGAGCCAGGGAGGUGUGCCAUCACAAAGAAGCAUAUGUCAGGAGAGCUAUCCUUUUUGCAGCAUCAUGUGUGCUCAUUGCUGUUCAUCCUUCUUCUAUAGCAUCUUCCUUGGUUGAAGGAAAUAUCAAAAUCUCUGAAGGGCUUGAAUGGAUUCGUACAUGGGCCCUUCACGUUGCCGAUUCCGACCCAGAUAGAGAAUGCUAUACGAUGGCUGUAUCAUGUCUCCAACUACAUUCUGAGAUGGCCCUUUUAGCUUCCCGAGCGCUAGAGUCAACCGAAACUACAUUCAAAGCCAAGACUAUUAGUCUUUCAUCCAAUCUUUCGAAAGGAACAAUCAAAGUCCCCAACUCCAAUAUUCAAUACUACUAGAUCCAUUGCUUGUCAAUACGCCCGAAACCGAAGGAUUCGGCACAAUCUAAAGAGGAAACCAGUAAGAAGGAUGACGAUGAAGAAGAUGGAGAUAAUUGGGAGCUUCCUGAAGGAGACUUGCCUUAUUAAACCUAAUUUCAGGUUAUAAUUUUCAGGAUUUUCAUUUUAAUUUAUGUUAUUCCGAGUUUUCAUUUUUUUCAAUUGCUAUUCAAUUCCAAAGAAAAGAUUUCAUCUAUAGAACCAUAAGAACUUUAAAAAUAUUAACUUUAUUAAACAAUGAAUGAUAUAGAUAGUAAAUAUUAAUUUUAUUCCAAUUUGACAUUA
This is a messenger RNA of Gossypium raimondii (Peruvian cotton), 3490 nucleotides long. RefSeq lists its product as uncharacterized. The record is from RefSeq and is a predicted model, not a curated record. Gene Ontology annotation, molecular function: telomeric repeat DNA binding; Hsp90 protein binding. Lineage: Eukaryota; Viridiplantae; Streptophyta; Magnoliopsida; Malvales; Malvaceae. The coding region runs from base 116 to 3166 and encodes 1016 amino acids. Gene Ontology annotation, biological process: telomere maintenance via telomerase; protein stabilization. The transcript has 14 exons. Gene Ontology annotation, cellular component: cytosol.